CAGAUAAGCCAAACUUUGAAGCUGGAACGGACAAUCGCCAGCCUGAGAGAUCUGAGGGCGAGCAACCCGUCUCCCCCAUGGCCUCCACUCUGGACAUACCUAACCCUGAUCUACUGGGGGAUCCUCCUCAACUUCUCCCUGUCCCUGAAGAGCCGUCCUGUACCUCCUGCCAAGGUCUUCUGUCUCAGAACCAGCAGCUUACCAAAGACCUGCUGGACCUGCGGAAAAAACUGAGCUACCACAUCAGAUGGUCGAACAGAGCCAGGAGAGUUAUAAAGCAACUGCAGGAGUCCCUCCAGCAGACGUCCUCAGGCCCGGUUGAGACUGAAGACGUGGACGCUCCCUUGGAUGAAGGCUCGGAGGAGUGUUUAGAUGAAGCUGAGCAGGAAGAAAUGGAGUCCAAGCCAGGCCCGCGGGCAGCAAAGGCUCCAACUCCAACUUUGUUUUACCCAGUGGAAUACUUGGAUGAGUACUGGGUGCACCUAAAAGGCUCGUGCGGUACAAAAAAACACCUGGAAAACCAGAAGUCGAAAGUCCGCCGGAUAAUGCUCUUUCUUGCGUUCAUCACCGAAGGCCAAACCAUGCAACAAAACUGGAUGUUUCUCCCUAACAUUCGGAGGAUAUAUCAGUGGCCUGACUACCUGCUGAACGAGGGGAAGGCUGUCACAACAAUAAAGGCUUACCUUGUAAAUACCUCGGAGUUCCUGUCAUACUUCAAGGACACACCGCCGCCAGCAUCCAGGGUCCCCAAGGCCUCCUUGUUCGCUGUGAUCCGAGCCAUCUCGUCCUCCAUCUCCAAGCUUGGAAGGCGUGUGGUGAUCCGACAGAUCAGGAUCAAAAAACGAAAAAUGAGCAGAGCCAUCUCCAGGCAAAACCUCCACACUUGCCAGGUUACAGCAAGAGCGAGGAUCCCCGAGAUUAUUGAUAAUCUGUCCGCUGACCCCAGUCCUGAGAACCGCAGAAGGUUCUUUGGGUAUGCCAGCGUCUACCUGGCCAGCCUGUAUGGACACAGAACAGGUGUCCUACGCAACAUGACUGCGUCAGAGGUUGAUGAAGCCCAGAAGGAGGCGAAACUGGGGGAUGAUGGUUUUGUGAUCAAUGUGAAGGAGCACAAGACAAACCGUGCCUUUGGUCCGGCGCAGCUUUACCUGACCGUGGAGUUUGCCUGGUUCGAACAGUGGCUCAUAAUCAGGGAGAGAUUGAAUCCAUCCACCGAUCUGUUGUUCUUCACCGAAAACAAUACCAAAAUAGACAAACUGCUGACACACAUGCAGGCAGCAUGGAUUAGAUAUGGGUCUACCAGGGUGCCCGACUUUUACUGACUUUCGGACCUCCAUAGCGACCUAUGCCAGGAACAUUCUCUCUCCCACAUCCCGACAGAAAAUCUCAAAGACCAUGUGCCACAACACUGCAACCGCGGAGAAGUACUACUCUCACCACCUCAACACCUCACAGCUAGCCCGGAUCAGGGAGGACUUUGAGCUGGCCAUUAAGCCGGUCAGUGCAUUGUCCCCACGGAGGGAGGAACCUCUGCUCCUCACUCUCUUGGAGUCAUCCAGCGACAGUGCUGCGGAGCCCCAGGAGAAACCACCUCCGCAGAAGCAAAAGACACUCAGCCCGCCAGGAACUUCCUCAUCCAGCACAACCGAAACCAGCACCAGCACAGAGGAGGAGGAUGAUGAUGGUGGUAGUGGUGGUGGUGGAACCAGCCAGUCCUCCCAGUCAUCCAGCCCAGAGUCAGGGUCAGGUUCCACCCAGAGCUCAGCGGCCUCCAGCUCUUCUUCCACCCAGUCCUCCAAGUCAAGCAGCUCAGAGUCAGGGUCGGGUUCCAAAGAUGGCUCACCAGCCUCCAGGCCUGAGGAAGCAGCAGCAGCAGCAGGAUCACCACCCUAUCCUCCCACCCAGGCCUUAGCUGACUCCACCCAACAGGCAGCAGCACCUUCCAGCCAGGACACACAGGGUUCAUCCUCCACCCAGAGUUCCCCCAAAUUAAAAAAACGUAAGAGCAGUAUCAGUCCGUUGUAUAGAUACAGGCUAAGACAUCGGCACAUGCGAGUUACCCCAAAAAGGCACAUGCUACGGGCACGGAAGUCCAAAAAACAAUAGUGUUAAUAAAAAAAAAAAUUAACAAUAAACAUGUAAAUAUCCUGUUCGUACACUUUAAUCUAACUGUUUUGGUUUGCUGUGUUAUUUAAUGUUUUGUUUUGUGUUUCUAAAAAGAAACUACAGAAGAAACCAUGUGUAUUUAAUUCUUGUUUUAAACAACUGUUUGCAAAAGUACCUUUUUAUUUAUCUUAAUUUAAUAUGUUGGUUUGCUGUGUUGUUUGUAAUAGUUUGUGUGCAGAAAGAG
Fundulus heteroclitus (mummichog) is the source of this 2350-nucleotide messenger RNA. RefSeq lists its product as uncharacterized. The transcript has 7 exons. The record is from RefSeq and is a predicted model, not a curated record. The coding region runs from base 78 to 1322 and encodes 414 amino acids. NCBI's taxonomy places the organism in Eukaryota, Metazoa, Chordata, Actinopteri, Cyprinodontiformes, Fundulidae.